Aspergillus bombycis is the source of this 735-nucleotide messenger RNA. Its product is annotated as HAD family hydrolase. NCBI's taxonomy places the organism in Eukaryota, Fungi, Ascomycota, Eurotiomycetes, Eurotiales, Aspergillaceae. The transcript is spliced from 2 exons. The record is from RefSeq and is a predicted model, not a curated record. The coding region runs from base 1 to 735 and encodes 244 amino acids.
AUGCCUAAGAUUACCGAAAUCUUCUUUGAUUGCGAUAACACACUAGUCCUCUCUGAGGAGCUGGCCUUUGAGGCAUGCGCCGACCUUACAAAUGAGAUCCUGGAGAGCCGCCAUAUCUCUGAUCGCUACACAGGGGAGCAGCUGAUCCAAGACUUCGUCGGUCAGAACUUCCGUGGAAUGAUGAUCUCCCUUCAAGCCAAGUACAACUUCGACAUGCCUGGAGACGAACUCGAAGCAUUCGUUAAGAAGGAGGAGGACAAAGUUAUUGCUAAGCUGGAAGCGAAAGCCCAGCCUUGCGUUGGUGCCACUGAGGAACUUGAGAAGUUGUAUGAGGCCAAGAAGUACCACUUGGCAGUUGUCUCCUCAUCUGCCUUGCGCCGUGUCCAGGCCUCCAUCAAGAAAGUCGGGCAGGACAAGUUCUUUGACGAGGAUAUGGUCUUCAGUGCUGCGACCUCUCUCCCCAAGCCCACCUCCAAGCCCGACCCAGCCAUCUACCUCCACGCCCUUGAAAAGUGUAAUAAGAAGCCAGAAGAGACUGUUACUAUCGAGGACAGCAAGUCUGGCGCUCUUAGUGCUAUCCGUGCCGGCAUUCACGUCAUCGGCUACGUUGGCAGCUACCCCGGCGAUGAGAAGAAGGUCGAAAUGGCGAAAUUCCUUAAGGAGCUUGGUGCCAAGGUCAUCAUGAACGAUUGGUCAGAGUUCCAGGAUUGUCUCUCUCAAAUCGAAUCAGCUUGA